GCAUAUCUUGAAAGGCAUAUGACAGUUCUUGAAAAUGCAAACGCAGAAGAUUUUAAUGAUGCAGUCAAGUGUAAUAUUUUAAAAUCUAUGAUAAGUAGAAAAUAUGCUCCAUUAAGAGCAAAAUACCAACAGAUAACAAUUGAAAAUCAGCAAUUAGCUAUACAAAGAUUGAUUCAAGAAAAAUAUCAACCUUAUGAUACUCUAGAUACUUAUGAAGCUAGAGUUUGGCCACUAUUAUUAGAAGUGGCAAACAAUGAUAUGCAACAAAAGGCUGAUUUUCAAUCACAAAUAACUCAGCAAGCAGUUGCUCAAAAAGCACAAACACCAGCUCUACAAACUGUUAAAUCAGUUAGACAGCCAAAAGGUCCACUAUCUUUAUUACAAACAGAAGAAGAUAUAGAAAAUUAUCACUUAUUACAAUUUUUAAAUAAUUUAGAUAUAUUUAGUACAAAAGAUUUAGAGAGAAAUUAUUCUAUAAAACCUUUUCAAAGAUCUUACCUACAGCAAAGCAAUGUCUCUUAUACAGAUGUGUCAGUUACUCUGAAGGAUAAAAAAAACAAGACUGUCACAAUUAUUGGAAAUUUUGUUUGUAUUGAUAAUGGCAAAUCUGAACCAAUGCUAUUUUUAGAUAUGUCAAAUAUUCAAAAGCUUCAAGGCAUCUCCAAGCCAAAUAAAAACCAGUUUCACAUAAAGUUAUAUAGGAAAACCUAUAUUAUUCUAACAUAUAACAAAGCUCUAGUAGCUAAGGAUUUGCCAAAAGAGGAGCAGAAGGUAGUCUCUCAGAAAUCCUCCUUGAAUGAUUCAGUUCAAAUUUCCUCUAGUCUGACUAGUAAGGUUCUUGCAGAAAGAUGUUCUCAACUUACUGAGACAAAGAUGAAAGAAUAA
This is a messenger RNA of Cetraspora pellucida, 885 nucleotides long. Lineage: Eukaryota; Fungi; Glomeromycota; Glomeromycetes; Diversisporales; Gigasporaceae. The record is from the annotation of a GenBank genome assembly.